AUGUAUGGAUACCCGAUGAGCCAUUCUAAUGCAAGAAAACCCUUCCUCGUGGGGAACAAACAAAAGCACACAGAAUUGGGAACCCUCACACUCGGCGGCAAGAACGAGGUGUUCCUCAUCCUAGCGCAGGGAAUCAAUCAAACCCAUGACGGAAGAGAAAGAGCCCCCCGCCCCAUGCCGUGUGAAGCUUGGCAAACCGGUAGAGUCCGCGGUUCAUCCAUACCGAAAGGUCAUGUCAAAUGUCUCGUCCGCCUUUCCCAAUCUGUCGUUACCGGCAGCAAAGAACGGGUUAGCCUGCGCCGUACAUGCCUCCCCAAAGAAAAACUCCCCCAUCUUCUGUCAGAAAUCACAUCUCACAAUCUCAUUACUCCUGAACCCCCCGGUUCUCUUUGA
Messenger RNA from Colletotrichum aenigma, 393 nucleotides. RefSeq lists its product as uncharacterized. The record is from RefSeq and is a predicted model, not a curated record. Lineage: Eukaryota; Fungi; Ascomycota; Sordariomycetes; Glomerellales; Glomerellaceae. Bases 1 to 393 code for a protein of 130 amino acids. The transcript has 2 exons.